AUGACUGUGGUACCAGUAUGUGCCGGCCUGGUCGACGACAAAAUCGUACACAAACGUUUCGCCAGGAGGUAUCGGACAUUGGGUAACGGCAACAGGACCGUCCAUGUGGGGGGAGUCCUGCUGGAACAGGCCAUGGAAGUGCAACGACGUGGAGACGUCGAGCCCGUUGAUCAGGUGGAGCUUGACACGGUCGCCCCUGUUGACUUCCAGAGUGGGCAAUGGCCAAGAUCCGUUGAACGAGAUGAUCUUGCGCUCGAAGACGCCGUCUGGGUUUGCAGUGGUCCACUGGGUCUUGAAGUAGAACUCGUGGGUCUUUGCGGCGGCCUGGCACGCCGUGAAGGCGAGCAGGGUCAGAAACAGCAGGAAGUUCAUAACAAAGGCCGAUUCAAGGUGAAGAAAAUGUUUUGA
This is a messenger RNA of Ogataea philodendri, 408 nucleotides long. RefSeq lists its product as uncharacterized. The record is from RefSeq and is a predicted model, not a curated record. Bases 1 to 408 code for a protein of 135 amino acids. Lineage: Eukaryota; Fungi; Ascomycota; Pichiomycetes; Pichiales; Pichiaceae. The transcript has a single exon.